This is a messenger RNA of Geodia barretti, 993 nucleotides long. The record is from the annotation of a GenBank genome assembly. NCBI's taxonomy places the organism in Eukaryota, Metazoa, Porifera, Demospongiae, Tetractinellida, Geodiidae.
AUGCUGAUCGAUCCAUUCGAGCGUCACGUCACCUACCUGCGGGUCUCGGUCACGGACCGGUGCGACUUCCGCUGCGUCUAUUGCAUGUCGGAGCACAUGAGCUUCCUGCCGAAGGCGGAGCUGCUGACGCUGGAGGAGGUCGACCGCCUCUGCAGCGCCUUCGUCGGCCUCGGCGUGCGCAAGCUCCGCAUCACCGGCGGCGAGCCGCUGGUGCGCAAGGGCGUCAUCGGGCUCUUCGAGAGCCUCGGCCGGCAUCUGCAAAGCGGUGCGCUCGACGAGCUCACGCUCACCACCAACGGGAGCCAGCUACCCCGCCAUGCGGAGCGGCUCCGUGCGGCGGGCGUGCGCCGGGUGAACAUCUCCCUCGACACCCGCGAUCCCGAGAAAUUCGCCCGGAUCACCCGCUGGGGCCGGCUGGAGCAGGUGAUGGCGGGGAUCGACGCGGCGCGCGCGGCGGGCCUGCGGAUCAAGAUCAACACCGUGGCCCUGCGCGGCGUCAACGACGACGAGAUCGAGGACCUGGUCGCCUGGUGCGGGGCCGAGGGCCACGACCUCACCUUCAUCGAGACCAUGCCGCUCGGCGAGAUCGACGGCGACCGCACCGAGCAGUACCUGCCGCUCUCCAUGGUGCGCGCCCGGCUGCGCAAGCGCUGGACCCUCGACGAGAGCGACCACCGCACGGGCGGGCCGGCGCGCUACGUCACGGUGCGCGAGACCGGCCAGCGGCUCGGCUUCAUCACGCCGCUGACCCAUAAUUUCUGCGAAUCCUGCAACCGGGUGCGGCUCACCUGCACCGGCACGCUCUACAUGUGCCUCGGCCAGGAGGACGCGGCCGACCUGCGCACGCCGCUCAGGAAGAGCGAAAGCGACGAGGCGCUGGUGGCGGCGAUCCACGAGGCUAUCGGGCGCAAGCCCAAGGGCCACGACUUCAUCAUCGACCGCCGUCACACCCGCCCCGCCCUCGGCCGCCACAUGAGCGUGACCGGCGGCUGA